Amoebophrya sp. A120 is the source of this 8850-nucleotide messenger RNA. NCBI's taxonomy places the organism in Eukaryota, Dinophyceae, Syndiniales, Amoebophryaceae. The record is from the annotation of a GenBank genome assembly.
CCCAGUUUCUGGUGCGGGCGUCGCACUUGGACCAGUAUCGCUGUCUGCAACGGCACUGGCAGAGCUACGACGCGUACGCGCGGGUGGCCAUGUUGACCGGCACGCUGUACUUUCUGACGGCCGCGAGCCUGUAUGCGUCGCUGUACUACUUCAAGACGUCCCCCUUCAUUUCCUUCGUCUCCGUCUUCGUCCUGGCGUGGUGCAAGCUCGCGGUUGCGAAACUGGACUUCAGCGCCAGCCGCGGGUGGCACCUUUGGUUCGACGUGUGCAUCUUCUGCGAGUCCUGCUGCCACUGCUGCGCCGUGUUUCUGGAGCGGUGCGACUACAGCGCGCAGAACCCGGAGUUUCGCUUCGUCAUGCGCCACCUGUGCACCGGCGUGCAGCUGUUCACCUUGUUUUCCUGGACCGUGGUGGUGGUGGUGUUGGCGCAGCCCGCGGGCGAGGAAGACGAAGACUUUUACGUGGAGGAAACGGAAGAAGGGUCCCCGAACUUCGUCGAAAUCCACCAUCUUGCUCCAGGGCAGAGGAAAGAACUGGACAAAAUUCCGGAGACGAGUGAAGUAGACCUGAACGCCGGCCCGCCGGAGGAACGUCGUGAACUGCUUGUUUUGCCGGGGCGUCAUGAAGAGCAGAAUUCUACUUGUUCGCGGCUCGUCGUCCCUUCUGGUAGUUCUCUACUUGUGCCCGCCACUGCUAGAAGGGGGUCCGCGAAAAUCGUCGUUCCCGCCCGGAGGAGAAAGAAGAGCCGGGAGUCUUUGUUUUCAAAAGCGCGGAACAGUUUUACGCUGCUGCGGUCCUCGGAAACGAGCGAACCGGACAGCGGCUAUGGUGGUCCCACCUUCGGCGCGCAUUCUUUCGGAUUGCAUGUCAAUUUCAACGAAGGUUAUUUACAAGAGAGACAUGAACUGAAUCUGAAUCCGCUGCAGGAGCAACAGCAACGCUCUUGGGACGGGAACAACCAGGACGCGGGCGUGACUGUAUCAGCUUCAUCUGCUGGCGCCCGAGGUGACAAGAACAGAAAAGCGCACACCUCCACCUCUGCGCCACCUGCCGAAGCCGACCGUUCCGCCAGCUCGCAAACGGGGUUUCCUUUGCAGAUGACGGAUAUAAACGAUGAGAAGGCUACAGCUUCUUCUGUGCACGCCAGGACAAGAACUAUGGUGUCCACGAGUUGCGCUCCUCAAGUGCGAGCGAAGGAACACCACCCCUUGCUUUUCGAGCGGGUGAAGCGGCGCGCCCAUUUGCCGACCCGGUUCCGUUCCGUCGCCUACAUGGACGCCCUGGCGUGGCGGCGCGCCGACCUGGCACUCGGUGUGGGGCCGCCGCCCUAUCCUGUGUAAAAACGUCCCCACCUUCAGACUUGUCGUACAAAUCUGCAAGCUUCAAAUGCUAUCUGGUAGUUUAUCAGGGUAGAGCCAGGAUAUAAUGUCCGUCGACUUGUGAUGCUGCAGCUGCACUAGCUAAAAAAACAGGAUGACUACACUGCGAGCCAAAAGUUGUCAUGCGCGACAGGAGCCAAGACUUGUUCGUUUCUGUAGCAAAGCCACCAUUUUGACUCUGGGGUGGGGACGUUUUUACACAGGAUGCGCCCGCGAAUUUCUUCUACCACCAGAUGGCUCCGCCAACUCCGGGGAACUACUCUGUUGUUCGAGGAGAGGAAGAGCACAGAGACAUAAACAGGGGCGCGACUUCUAGUACGACCCGAGGUGAUAUUUCCAAGUACAACAACAAAAAAGCCCCAAUACCGGGCGUGGACAACGCGCAGCUCCUCGAGGCAGGUGUAGGUUUGCGAGGCGGUGUGCCAGCUAGAAUGGACGAGAAAUUCGCUCUCUCCUCUACAGCUGGGAAUAAGAUUGGAGUAACGGCCACCUCCUCCUCGCAUCGUCCCAAUGCGGGUGACUCAUCAGACGCCGGCCGCAGGAAUGAUCAAACGCUUGCCUCUGCCGUGUUCGACACGGUCGUCAAGGCCACGGCCAGUCUCGGGUCCGCGGCGUUUGCGUUGUUCCAGCGGAUGCGGGCGAAUAGAGGAGGAGCCGGCGUUUUAAUACAGGGAGAUCCGCAACAUGCUGGUGGCUCCGAUUUGGAAAACCUUUCGCAAGACCGACCAGCACCGGGUCUAGGUACAUCUUCGACCGCGGUGGUUGGUAGAAGCACAGGCAGUGUGGGUACUAGUGGAACAAUGAUAAGUACAAAAGAGGUGGACAACUACACAAAAACAACCCUCCCAAAUCAAGAAAUUCCGUUCGAGGCGCGGUCCAACACUCCCGCGGUGCAAUAUCUCCAUGCUCCAUGCGCAAUCCCGGUCGCCCCCGUCGUGGGAAGCGAGGCAGACCGGGCGGUGUCGCACUUGAUCCACUUGGCGCACGAGAAGCAGCACGGACGAUUCUUCGAAAGUGCGGACGCGAAGGAGCUGCUAGCCGGGGCUUUGGUGGUUCAGGAAGAGGCGGAGAUUUUCGGAAGUAGUAGUAAUUAUAAAACGACGCCAGAUGAUGAAUUAAGAAAACAACCUACAGCAUCUUCCUCCCUUCAAAACCAUUUGAACACAACGCCGACCUGUUUCCCGGAUUUGAGCAGCGUGUUCAGGUCUGCGGGGACAAGUAGCAGCAGCAGAGGUCCCACGCGUGCAGCUGGGGAUGAAGAAGAGCACCUCCGCCGGGACCAGCAUUUAUUUAAUCGGGGAGCGGAAAGAACCGGGAAUGAUAAUUCUAAUUCCAGUGGACGAGAAACAGAGAUAGAGGCAUCAGCCUCUGCUGUUCUAGCUGAAACAACCACCAGCAAAACCAGGCCGCAUGAUCAUGCUGCAGCUGGUAAAAAGUUCGCUGAAGCAGCCGAGGCGACAGAAGCUCUAGUAGUAUCACCCGACAGGCGAGAGAAAUCUCUACUCGGAAAUUAUAACCAGAACGCAGCGGACGGCCGAGAAACCGCAUUAAGAGGCCGUGAUUCUUUCUACCUUCGGGACACACACCAGGAGCAAUUUCGACACACCGGAGAGGUGCUGCUUGUUUUCGCGCCCCACACGGCACGGGAGAUCAUCGCAGCGGCGUCUACUUUCGAAACAUCGUGGUCUUCCGGACACGAAGCAAAUCGUCUAUUAGAGCCAUGCUUUGUUCGAAACAGAAUUGCGUCAGCCGCGGACUACUACACCAGUUGGGUGUUCGUGCUCCAGGAGGUGAGUUACUGGCUGAAAUUCGUGGAGAAAUACGACCCGGAGCAGGAACAUCUGGACCUGUGGCACGGAAGGCUGGGUCGGAUGUAUGCGCAGUUUCAGAAUGCUGUAGAGGAAGUGUGCGCGAGAAUUGUAUCAGUUGUAGAUGAUCAGUCUGAAGAUGCAUCGGGAACAACCCCUACUACUACACAAUUGGCGGUGAAACCGUUUCAAGUGCCGGAAAAGCGGUUCGUCGAAGUAAACGGGUUUGAUGCGUACUCGGGACUGUGGUUCCAGACCUACUGUGGCGUCGACGGGGACGCUUACUUUGCCGGAGAUUAUGGAACGGAUUCUGCUCAGGCACAUGCAAGCAGUGAGAAUGCCAGCUUUGUCAUCACGGAGGACGAUGUGGAGGCCACUCUGCGACUGCUGGAGAACGGGCUGCAACACGUCGAGUCGUGUUUAAGUCGGAUGAUGAUUUCUGCUUCAGCAGUGCUGGAUGAAGGCGGAAAUAGCUCUACUCUUGUGGCAGAAGUUGUUGCAGAAAAAGGUACAACAACAACUACGAAAGAAGCCACAUGCACGUCAAGAGGCCGCGCAGGCGAAGAGAUGUUGAACACCGACAUCGACGUUUUGAACUACAAGACUGCAGCCAGCACUGGACGAGAAGGAGUUCUUGGGAGCAGAAGUGAGCAAAGAUUGUUACUGCAAAAAUCGGAAUCCAGAAGCUCCACGAACCGCGACAAUGAAUCCAACCACCUGCUCGAGCAGAUCACCGAGGCCAGCGGGUCGAACACGGGCGGGAGCACUCGCGACCGCACGGGCGGCAGUUCCUCCAGUUGCACCACGUAUGGCGCGGGGGGAAACUACUACGGCGGUAGCUACCACUCCCUGCAGUUCCCGGUGUCCGUGGUUAGCCCGCCGCCGAGGCGAAGUCAGGAAAGAGGUGGUAGGAGGAGCUUUAGCAGGAGAAGCAGGAGAGAAGUAGACGAAGAGGACAACCAAGUUAUUCGGAUGAACGCCGAUUCCAGCGAAAACUCGUCGAAUAGCAACCUGUACUCAGAAAUUCUUCUGAUGCACAACAGUUCGGACGAAGAGCGGGCCGCACUGGGGGUGGAUACAGGACUGGAAAAAAGUAAAUGCUUGAUCGUAGACCAUGCUGAAAACCAGAAAGGAAAGAACAUAGCAGGCGACAGGGACGACGAAAGUAUAAGUAACACCAGAAAGACGCCGAUAAAAAAAGAACGGGUGGAUAGUGUGCCAUCAAAGGGUGGGACCACGUCGAAAAGAACUAGGAACAGAAAGAACAGGCGCAUUAAUACACCUGGUGGGUUUAGAAGUACUAGUAGCGACGGAGGGAACAUCAACCAGCAGGACGAGAUAGUUAUUACAGAGGACGAAGGAGAAACGAAUUCUACACCAGCAGGAGGUGCAAAAACUAGUCCUAAACUUCCACGUGACGAGACCUCCUGCUCUCCUGCAGGAUCCAAAAUGGCACGAGACCACCAGCGAGCCCAGCUGCUGAACAACAACACUUUCGAUAUGACGAUCCAAAUUAGUGACUUUGACCCUUUCUCGAACUCCUGCCGUCGCCGACUCUCCUCGGAAGACGGGGUAAUGUCCGCACAGAGUGAAGAUCUCCAUGCUAGAACUGGGCCAAAUUCGCCGAGUUCAUCGUCGGAGGCUGAUCAUCAAGACUCUUCUCGGCUCGGUAUGAGUAAGAGCCAUCCGUUGUUGUUUGGCGAGGAUCUCCACCUAGCUGCGCCCUCUCAAGGACGAGAGCCGUCAACGCCACCAAUAGCAAGAAGUGGUGAAGAAACGGAGUUUCCGCUCCGGCGAGGCAGCACGACCGUGCAGCCGGCGUUGCUGUCGUCGCAGACAUCGGCAGAGGAUGAACUUCGAAGCGGAGGUUCGCCAGAAAAUAAGAGUAUCAACAUCGUGUACGCAGCAGACGAGGAGUACGACGAGAAUUAUCUGAAAGACGCAAAAUUCGACAGCCGACUGACCGUUCUUCCCUUCGCGUCGCCGCCGGCAACACUUUUCACCGAUGACGACCGAAGUUCCUCUCAUUCUUCACACGAAAAGCCAGGAGCCAGUGGAACUAGCACCAGUCGGAGAAGCUCUGUUGCCGGCGUAGCAAAUGUGGUUUCCCGGAGGCGGCAGAUAGCCUCGUGCGAGGCAGAGGAGAGUGGAAGAGCGGAAAGUGUAAUCAUAGGCGAAGCUGCGUCCUCGUCCAGUCAAAACACGAUGAACAUCAGGCCGGUGGUGCCGGAAAAAAAUGCCACGCUAGAAGAGCCCUCCAAUGUCACGGGAACAGAAAAUUGCGACGAAAUAAAGGCAGAAGCGAACAGCUACGAAGACGGGCCUCUAGAGAGACAAAUAGAAGAUGUUGAUGACCGGGAGUGUAAAGUGCUUGCCGGAACCGCGGUGCAAAAGAAGUACUUGCAAGUGCCGGGGAUAGAAGUAAGCGCGGCGGGGUACGGUAAGAAUAAGAAAGCGAAGCCGAAAGCGCUCCCGCCUGUAGGCGAGGAUGGUUCUUCCACUGGCAAAGGGAAAGAAAAAAUAAAAUUUGGUCGCACGUGCCAGCUGCUUGGAUCAGCACCAGCAGGAAAUUCGCGAGAAGUAGGAAAGACUGACCAAACAGCAGCUCGUGGCGAAGACGAGAUACACGGAACUACAACACAUCAGAAGGAGAAUAUCAAAAGCAACGCCGCUAUUGCCAGCAAGCCACCAGAGCGCCAGCGGUUGCACUACAAGUUGCGAAAAGUACCGUGUUCUGCCCCAGAUUUCGGCAAGGAAAUCGACAUCGUGUGCAACGGGUUGGGGACAACCUACGACGACGGGGCCGCCUGGCAGGCCGCCGCGCUCCCCUUGCGGAUCUUCAACGGGGUGUCCUUUCUCCUGCUGCUCGCCUACAUUGUGCUGACCAUUCAAUCCUUGCUGCGUGCCUAUUUCUGCGACGACGACCAGAAACUUAUCGCCUUGAGAAACGAAAGGUCGGCGGACAAAAUCUUGGAACAGGUCAGCAACUUCCGCGUGGAAGACUUCUACGAGGUAAAGUUGCUGCACGAAGAAGACGAAUGCGACGCUUCGCAGGAGUUGCAACAUCAGAGAUAUAGUGACGGAACUAGUACAGGUUCUUUCUUAUUUUCCUCUGAUGUACAAGACGCAUCACGAUCAAGAUCAGCAUCGUCUCAGGAACAGCAGCUGCACAAUAUGAAAAAGCCGGCGACAAAAGCGGAGAAAUACGUGAUCGAGCUUUUAAAACGGAUCGAUCAGUCCGGCAGCAACGUGGUUUACUUCACCAACGCGCCCGUUUCCCCCCACUCGCCUCGCUUCGGCGAGCACGAGGAGCACAGGAGCAAGAGCAAGAGCAAGAGCGGGCGGUUUUUUAUGCAACGGAGGAAAAGCUUGUCAAAUCUGUUCGGCGCGCCGGGGAUCUCGUCUAGUAGUACUUUGAUGAAAACCACCUACCAAGACCAGAACCCGAGCGCCUCUGUUCCUGGUGGGGUGUUGUCCCCUUUCGAAAACAGCACGCCGCAGUCCACGCCAGACACGACACCCUUCUCGUCGCCGGCCCUGGGCAGGUUCGGCGGGAUGGGUGGGAGGGACCACUCUGCAGGCGCCACCGGAGCAGAAGGUCCGAAAGAGGCUCCGAACCUGCAGUAUCGCCAGGUACUGCGAAAUCUUCACCUGAGAAAUACUAACUCCGUGGGCGAGGAUUUAUCCGAACCAAGGCCGCCACGACAAGAGGCCAUUUAUGCAGCUCAGCAGGCAACGCUACCGCCUCUUCCAGUCGUCCAACCGCAAAAUAGUAAUUAUCACAAACCCUCCCUCCGGUUUUUCGCGGAAGGGUUGCACAGCGGGGUGUUCCGCCACGUGGCUUGCCGAGCGGAGUGCGGCCGCAUGGUCUUAGCAACGGCCUUCUCCGUGUACUUCCCCGAGGAGAGCGAUAUUGACGCUGUGAGCCGGCAGACGAACUUGCAGAAGCACAAGAGCUGCGAAUUUUUCGGCAAGGAGAUCGUGUCCAUCUCGUUGGAGAAGACUUCCUGCGACGUUUUAGUUCUGUUCGCCAACGGGAGCAUUGCGAGGUGCAGGAGUAACACGGCGGGGGACGAUCAUGCCACCGGGAGGUCAACGUCUUCCUUUUCCAGCAAAACCACGAAAGUGGAGUUCGCCGGGGGCGGGUUGCGGCGGGCGGAAAAGCGCGCCGAGGCGCUGCUGCCGUUCCCCGGGCAUCUUUACAGUCACGGCGGUCGUGCAGCUGGGGACGGGCAGGUGGGUGCUGGAAGUAGCUGGAGCACAAGACCCUACGACCAUGAUAUGCUGAUGGCAGUGAAGACAAAGCAAAAUAACGAGGGGCUGUUGCUGUGGCUGUCGCAGCACCAAACCAAACCAAAGGUAAGACCACCAGCAGGAGCAGCUGCGCCACACGGGCCGCCCUCUUCUGCGAAAAAUGUGAGAACAGCACAGGGGCAGGAACAAGAUCUUCAGACUGCUGCAGCAGCUCCUGCCUCGGAUCAUCCAAACAGUUCUACUUCGUCCUCAACUGCUAGUAAUCUGUCGAGAAGACGCGACGUACUACUGCCACACGAGCUGCUGAGAAGAAGAGACGGGAACAGCACGGAAGAAGUAGAGCAGGAACAACUUCUACAACAAGUAUCUGCUGCAAGAAGGCGCAGCAGUCCCCAGGAAGAAAUAUUGAAUUCCCCCAACGACGACCCACCAGGAAAAGUCUACUACAAGCCGAAGUCGCGAUUUCUUUCCCUCCCGCUCACUUUUGAGGAGACCAAGCUUCCGUUACGGGAGAUAAAGUUCGGGAUUUUUGCCGGCCAGGACCGGAUGCUGUGGCACGACAAGUCCAGGAGAACCUACGUGUUCGGAAGGGAGAGAAAUGAAGUCGAGGAGGAUGUUGGCUCUGCGAGCAGCGCUGUAAGAACGUUUCAGCAAACGGAUUUCAAACUUCUGACUACAAUUCAUCAUCCCGAGUGGCGGUCGGCCUGUUCCCUGUCAGAGGACCGGUUUCUGCUCUUACGCGUCGGCGCGCUCGAAGUGAUGCGGCGGAAUUGAUGGGAGAAGUGAAUGAUUGAAGAUGAAGAAAUAUUAAAGCAGCUGGGAAAAGUAAAAACUCAAGGGGAAAGUGUACAUAGAAAAUUGCUCUGCUUUUUCAAAUGCAUGCGCAAGUAGUCAUGUGCCUUCGCUUGCUUUUACGACCUCAAGAUUCGUGAUACGAAUUCGAAUACCACAUGCAACGACCAUUUUUUUUUGCGAGGUACCAAUAGACAAAACCACAUUUAUCCACAUCUAUACGUAGAACUCAAGUGCGACAACCACAACUCGAUAGAACCUUUUUUUGCAAUAGAUUCAACGAUUUUAUCUCUGCUUCUAGGGAAUACCAGAAAGAUUUACACAACUGACAGGCUGUACACCUGAUCACUUGAUGACAAAUUGCAGGCGAGUAGAAUGAUUUGCAUAUGGGAAUAUUCAAGAACGCAAGCGGCCAAAAAUUGUACUUUUUUGCCAAAAAUUUGGAAUUGCAAACUUUGAAUUUUGGAAGACAUCAACAGCAGUAAGUACUUGUGGAGAAUGCUAGAAUACACAGACACUCCGAUUACAGAUAUAAUGAACGCGCCACUUGUCGUGUAUGUACACGAGAACAUUUUUUCAACAACAAAGCGACAUAGAACGAACGAAGUCGAAGAACG